Molecule: messenger RNA, 4268 nt
Organism: Symsagittifera roscoffensis
Lineage: Eukaryota; Metazoa; Xenacoelomorpha; Acoela; Convolutidae
Product: transient receptor potential cation channel subfamily M member 2-like
Exons: 18
Coding region: 279-4196 (1305 amino acids)
Biological process (GO): monoatomic cation transmembrane transport; metal ion transport
Cellular component (GO): plasma membrane
Molecular function (GO): monoatomic cation channel activity
Source: RefSeq, a predicted model, not a curated record
GACGAAAAACGUGCGGUUUUAUUGUUUGUUAAACGUAUAGCAUUGAAAAAUAAAGCAGUUGUUCAACAUUGAAAGCUCGUGCGUGUUUUUGAAUUUUUUGUCAAUUUAUCAAGUUAAGAAACGCAUGUUGUGCUUAACUAACGUCACGUUAAUCCGUGCGUAAAAAAGGUCGGGUUAAUAAAAACCUUCAAAAUUCUACUAAAACCAGAAUUUAGACACUUUGUUACAGGUUUUCUACCUAACUUGUUACAUAACUUUAUAUUUGGACUGCUUCAAAAAUGGACAACCCAAUUUUACUCGAUCCAAAUGAAUCAAGAGAACGAAGGCCAAGCCAGCGACUUCAAAAUGUCGGACGCGGCCGACGGAGCGUCGCAGCGAACACCCGUAAAUUCGCGGCGAUCGCCGGCGCCAAACUAAACGAGCAAUACUUCAAAGAAAAAGAAUGCAACAUUUUCUGUCCAAAAAAGGAUUCGAAAGAAUGCCAGUGUGGUUUGUUGAACAUAAAACAUGAUAAUGAAGUCCUCGAGAAACCUUUCGGCUCAAAAUGGGAUUCGGCCACUUGCACUAAGACGACAGAGUGGCGCUGUGCAGGAACUGUGCGGUUCAAAAAUCAAGAUACAUUGCAUAGUGGUUCACCUUACAUGCGAAUAGCCGACGACGUGGAUGUCGAUAAAUUGAUAAAACAUGUCCAUGCCAACUGGAAAGUGUCGAAGCCGUCUUUGAUUAUUUCUGUGACGGGGGGCGCUGCAGAUUUCAAAAUGAAGAAAAAGGACCACGACAAACUGAGACAAGGGCUGCAACGAGUUGUCGCCACUAAGGGUGCUUGGGUCAUAACUGGGGGGACAAAUGCGGGCAUCAUGAAGAUAUGUGGGGAAGCUGUAAGAGAUCACGUGCUGAGCAGUGUGUCCGCUUCUGAUACCAGGAAUGAAGUGGUGGCGAUUGGCAUUGCAACUUGGGGGGCGGUUCCGGGUCACGGGGAGUACCUAACCCCCCCUCAGAAUCACGACGUCAAAAAGGAUUAUGAGGCAAACUACCAAAAGCCCGUCAAAGGCACCGGACUGGAUCCGAAUCACACCCACUUCAUUCUGUGUGAUGAUGGGAGCAGGGGGCAGUUUGGGAAGGAACAGGGGCUGAGGGGCAACUUCGAGAGGAUAGUCUGCAACAACGGAGUUGGCAAAAAAGGAACCAAGGUUCCGAUAGUGUGCGUGAUGGUCGAGGGGGGACCCGGCACAAUCGACACUGCUCGUAAUGCUCUGAUAAACGGCACGCCCUGUGUCGUGAUUGAUGGGUCAGGGAGGGGGGCUGAUGUGCUGGCAUUUGCUGUGAAAGUUGAGAGAAAGUAUCCCGAUAAGCCGAAAGACAAAAUAGAAGAAUUAGUUCGAGAGAAGACAAGAAAAGAUCUCAAACUCCAGGGGGACAAUCUGGACAAAAUAGUAAACUGGUUGAUGGAAUGUCUCGUAUUCAAGGACAAAAUCAGAGUGUUCGAAUUUGAUGAAGAUGACGGCGAAUCGGCGGGUGACCUGGACAAAGCAAUUCUUCAAACGCUCCUCGAAAUGGGAGGGUUGGACGUUCGAACCCAGCUCGAGCUAUCCCUUCUUUGGAACAGACAUGACAUGGCUGAUCAAGUUUUGAGGAAAAACAAGGAUCAAAUCGACAUGCGCGACAUCGAAGAAUUCCUAACCAAAUCUUUAAUCGAAAACAAACUAGAAUUUGUCAAAAUCUUUGCUGAAAUCGUAACACUUCCAAAUUUUCUGACAAAAGGCAAACUUGAAGAGCUCUACAAUGACACAUUGAAGUUUUCGACAGAGAAAUUCCUUCUGGAAACGUUGGAAACGAAAGAAGGAAAAAAGCAUAUUCCCCGACGAACUUUGGAAGAUAUCCAAUCUGCGCUGCUAAAAGUUUCAAAUAUUGAGUAUGAUCCUCAAUAUUCGAUGAUAGAACGAACUGAUCCUUCGAAAGAUGCGGUAAACAACAUCCUCAGCAAGAAAAAACGACGGAACAAUAACAACAAGAUUCAUCACGCUCAAGAAUUAAGCUCAAAUCAAAGUUACCUGCAAACUUUCAGACAUCCAGAACGCGAAUUGUUCGUUUAUUCACUUUUGUUCAUUCGACCCGAAGCAAGUGAAUAUUUCUGGGAAGAUAUGCUAUGCAAAACAUCGGCUGCGCUUUUUGCGAUUCUAGUUUCAAAGACCAUUUUGAAUUCAUCUGGCGUUCGUGUUGACAUAAAUUUGCAAAUUAAAGUCGAAAAUAUGCACGACCUUUAUGAAUUCCGAGCCAAAGGAAUCUUAAAUACCUGUUACGAUUCAGACGCCAAAAGGUGUCAAACAGUGUUGAAAGCCGAACACGAACCAUGGGGAUCAAAAACUUGCCUCGAUUUAGCUAUUCGGGCUGAUUGCAAGGAUUUCAUUGCUCAAAGUGGCUGCCAAACAUUAGUUCGCGAAGUUUGGCUGGGAAAACUAAGCGAUCGAAACCCGUAUUGGAGAAUUGUGGGCGCAGCUUUGAUACCGUUUUUUAUAUACGCACUGUGGUUUAAAGUUGACGUUUCAAUCGAGCAAGCCGAACUGGAACAAGACAGAAAACGAUUGAAUCAAGACGAUAGUGAAACAAAUGGAAUACUGAAAAAUAACAAUAAAGGAGACAUUGCAAUUCAGAAAGAUUCGCCAACCAGACCAGAAACAGCGGAAUUGCAGGUCCUGGAGAGCGAAGAUUCUCUUCUCUCCUCUUCCAAGAUGAAGAACGGGGAGUUGAACAUGUUCUACAGAUACAAAUAUUUCUACACCGCACCAAUUGUCACCUUCAUCCUCAAUCUGAUCGCUACUGUCGCAUUCUUGGUCCUAUUCAGUAUCGUCACUUUGGAUGGGCUGAAGAAAACGCCGAGAGUGGAAGAGUACGUGAUCAUAUUCUGGAUGCUCAACUUAGCCCUGGAGGAAUUGAGACAGUUCGUCAUCAUAUCAGAAUCCACUCUGAUGAAAAGGAUUGACGUUUUCUUCGAAAACAAAUGGAAUGCAGUGGAUUUAGUGGCUCUGACGUCAUUCGUUCCUGGGUUAGUCAUGCGCAUGAACGAGGACUGGGACCUCUUGAAUGUUGCACAUGGUUUCUACGUGGUUACUUUAAUUCUGUACUUCAUUCGAUUCACCAGUGUGUUUUCAAUGCACAACUAUUUGGGACCUAAAAUAGUGAUGAUUUCCAAAAUGCUCACUGAUCUUGGAUUCUUCUUCUGCAUUGCUCUGGUUUACGUCGUGGCCUAUGGAGUUGCAGUUCAAUCACUGAUCUACCCUGGUAUCACUCAACCUGCAUUCAGUAUACCUUGGGGGGUCUUUUUCCGAUCAUACUUUGAGAUGCUGGGCGAGCCCAACUUCGAAGAGAUAGGCGCUACACAUUUCGAGAACUGCACUGAAGGAUCUGAAGCCUUGUGGCCGAUGGAAGAUUGUCCAGAUGAGAGGAAAACGGUAUUCGCCAUAGUGUUGAAGGCACUCUACAUGUUAUUCACUAAUGUGUUGCUUCUCAACCUUCUGAUUGCUAUUUUCAACAACAGAUACGAAGAUGUGAACAAAGAGAGCAAUGUGUACUGGAAGUUCCAGGUGUUUGAGGUCAUCAAGGAGCACUACAACCGUCCCUGGCUGCCCCCGCCGUUCAUCAUAGUGUCACACGUGUACACUGUGAUUGUGAGUGUGAAGAACAUGUCAAAACCCAAGAUGAAGAGACUGACAGAGAAGCCAAGAGACCCGAAGAAGCUGGAGAAAUGGGAAGAUAUACGCGCGAAAGAGUUUGCUUCUCUGACUGAGAAGAGACAGCAGGAAAACAUAGAAGAGAGGGUGAGAAAGAUAGAGAACAGGUCAAUAAUCAUCGACAAAGCGACCAACACUAUCAAAGGUGAGCUGCAGGAAAUACAGAAAUCAAUUCAAGAAGCCGUCAAAGAACAUUCUUCUAAGCCGAAAGAAGAAUUGGACGACAGCAAGUUCGCUUUCGAGCGAGAGCUCACAAAUAUCCGAGACAAAAACGCAGACCUUAAGGAUCAAAUUGAUCACUUGGAGACGAGACUGGAGUCGACUGAACAAACACUGACCAAUCAGAUCUCAGAAGUGAACGAGCGAUGUCAGAAGAUUGAGAGUAUGUUGGAGAUGAUAGUUAGGGGCAUAAGUAGAGGCAACCACGUUGAACCUGUACAGAUGGUAGAUUUAGAAUUGGAGAGAUAAAUACAAAAACUGUUUCUGAAUUUUAUUGCUAACAACUGUAUAAUUGUAAAUACAAUUUGUAAAUAAAAAUAU